AUGUACUCGUCACAAAAGCCUUCACGGCAAUCUCGGAGCUCGUCACCAUCACCAUCACAUCGAAGGAGCCCCGCACUCCUAGCAUGGCUGAUCCCGCUCGUCAACGUCGUUUCAGGUCAGACGACCACCACUUCGAUCCCAACAAGAUGGGGUCAGGCAUCAGCUCUCGUCGGAUCUCUCCUCGUGGUUCAGGGCGGCAAAACGCAGGGCACAUCGGGCGGAGGCUACACCUACAGCUCAGCACCCAGCGAUGCGCAGAUGUACACGCUCGACUUGUCGUCUGCUUUUCCACUCUCUUCACCACCGUGGCAAGCUGUGACAAUAGAGCAAGAAAGUGCUAUCGCACCAGCUGUCUCUUUCCACACCAUUUCGCCUCUCAACAGCACUUCUCUUCUGCUUUUCGGUGGUGACGGCAGUCCCGUGGUUCCAGUUCAAACAGGCAACGACUCUGCCUACAUCGUUCACCUUGGCGGCACCACUUCGAAUCGCACAGCUGCCUAUCAACAAGUUCCCACCUCUUGGAAUCAGCCAAUGCGACGAGAAUGGCACACCAGCGAAUCAAACGGUCAAGGCUCCGUCUGGAUUGUCGGAGGUGAAAGAGCAGACGGCUCCGGCACCAUCCUCGAUCAACAAUGGACCAUCGACACUACAGCCGCUUCGCCUUCAUUCCAACUUGUGCCCUCCUCUCCCCCGGGGAGUCUCGCUGGCUCCACCUCAACCAUGCUCAGCGAUGGCACUAUCCUCAUGCUUGGCGGCAUGGAUGCUUCGGGCCAGCUGCAAUCUCUUCAGGAUCUCUACGCCUUUUCCUCCAAGUCAGGGACAUGGUCGCACACGAGCACUCAGAGCGCAGCCAAUGGCACACUGCAGGCUCGUCAGGCGGCCUAUCCUGCACCUCGUCGCGACCACAUCGCCGUCAGCCUGCCCGACCAGCGAGUCUUCAUCCAGGGAGGCGCCAGCGCGGAUCUCUCCACUGUGUACAGUGAUGCCUGGAUCCUAGAUUGGAGCGUCAAUCCACCCGUCUGGACGCAAGUAGAUUCGGCAGACGGUCCCGGAGCCCGGUACGGACACUCGGCCGUCGCAUACGGUAGAGAAGUACUCAUCUCUUUCGGCUGGCAGGGAGGUAACGCUGCACCAUCAGGACUCCACGUUUUUGACGCAUCCAAUCUCACAGCAUCCACAUUCAACAAGGGAAGCUGGUCGGGCGGAAGCUGGUCUGCAACCUCAUACACUCCGGACACGCAAAUGUCUUCGCCGGCUUCGACGCCAGCGCAAGGCUCAGGAACGUCGAGCGGUUCCUCCUCGUCUGGGGCGAAUGGGUCUAGCUCCAGCUCGGGUGUUGGUACAUCAUCAUCUAGCGGCUCCAACGGCUCCAGCUCUGGCAGCGACAAUAGCGGAGGCAGCAGCAACAGCAACUCAGGUUCAGGCAGCUUCCCAGCAGGGAACGUCACGCCGACUGACGGCGGAUCGGCCAACACUGACAGCCACAGCGACGACUCGAGCGGCGGGGCAAAGGCAGGCGCAGCCGUAGGAGCCAUCAUCGGUGCUGGUCUCGUCGUUGGUGCAGGCUAUGCAGUCUACCGCCGUCGCACGCAGAACGACUAUCGGCGCUACGGCGAAAGUAAGGCAGGCAUCCUUGGCUUUGGAGGACGUCACAACGGCGGGUCUGCAGAUGAUGACCUCCUUAUGGAAAAGGGCUUCAUGCAGAGCGACUACAAUCGCCCAUACCAUCAUGCAGAUGGUGGCGCAGAGGACGGUGCUGGGCUGACCGGCGGUGUUGCAUAUGGCAGGAGGCGUGGGCGUACCGAGGGCUCACCGUGGGUGGCAGGCAACAUGGGUCAUGCGAUGGAAGGAUCAGGCCCACACUUCCGCGAGCGCAUCGCUAUCCUCGCCGGUCGAAGCAGACGUGAAUCUCAGGCAGCUCCUCGUUUCGACAUGCUCGCGGACGAAGGCGAUGGCAGCAGCGUCUAUACCACACGUCAGGCCGACAGCAUCAAUCGAAGCUACGCCGACGGCGCGGACGAGCCAGAGAGCCCGACCUGGCCUCAACGACAUAUGCGCGAGCACUCUUACGCCAACGCUGGUGACGAGGACCUUUCGAGCGGUGACAUUGGUCAAUUCUCGCACGACGAUCGCCAAGCGCAUGACGAGCUCGACAUGUAUUCUCCUUUCGAAGAUCGUCCUGAAGAAACCCGAGCAGGCCUCACGAGCGCAAUUGCUGCUGCAGCUGGCGCGAGGGGCUACGGCAAGCUCGCCGACCGCGACCUCGAAGGCAGCUACGACUCGGAGCAUCGAUCCCACGACGGUCGCUCCGAUCUCGACACGCACGAAGACCCCUCCGUCCAAUCGCACAGCACCACCAGCCGAAGCGACGUGCCCAGCUCGUCGAAAUCCUACGACGUCACUUCAUCCGGCGGCAUCGUCUCCUUCUCAGACGCAAGCCACGGUCGUCAAAGCAACAGCAGCAACGGGAUGAAACGCUCUUCGACCUGGUGGGACCGUCUCACGGGCCACUCGUCGGCGAUGGAGCGUUCUUCGUCGGGUCGACUCUUGGCUAGUCCUCAUGCUAAUUUGCCCAUUCGCGACCCCGCUCCUCCACCCGUGAGCGGGCUGGCGGUCAUCACCGAGUCGGCUCGGUCGCGAGAGGUGUCCGAAGUUCUGCCGGAUCCGUUCGCAGACAGCAACGCCAGCGGGACGGACGAGCAUGGCCGUCGUGUUGGCGCCGACGGAACACCCGAACCCUACACAGCGCACACUCAGGGACCCUCCCUCUCGUCCAUCGGUUCCGCUCGAACGGGCGCCUCCUCGCACUUCGAAUCGCAGCUGCGCGGCAUGGACGUCAUCCAGCGCGUGCGCACGGGGAGCAGUCGGCGCACGCAAUCCACACGCGCUAGCGAUACGGAUAGCGAACCUGCGCUUAGUCGCGGUCCUACGUUGCUUCGACCUCGCAACAUCCCCUCCGACGGGAAUGACGCGUCCACACUCGAUCCCGCAUCAAAACGACUGGGUGAUUUGGUCGAGGAACCUGCACGCCGACCAAGCAACGUCUCCGAAACACCCUCCAUCACGCCGCUCACCACCAAACGUGCGCGGUUGAAUCCGGUGAUGAUCUCCCCACUCUUCCCGUCGACCAGUCCGCGUCGGUCGGCUCCGCUGGCUGCGGGAGCUGCAGCAACCGUGCGCGACAAGGUGCGCGCGUUCGAGUCUGCCACCUCCUCGCAGGACACGUCAGCGUGGACGGCGAGCAUGUCCAGCGUCCUCCCGCGCACCGCACCGACGACGACGGACGAGGGUGUGGAGCGCGCCACCUCACCUCCGCUAUCGGAAAGCGCGGCGAGGAGGCCCAAGGUGGUGCAUGGUCUAGCACCAAGGCCGCAGCUGUUUGUGGCGAAUCCUGACGCGCAUGGUCGCAGAACCUCGGGCAGCGAUGGUAGCGGUCAUUGA
Molecule: messenger RNA, 3441 nt
Organism: Kalmanozyma brasiliensis GHG001
Lineage: Eukaryota; Fungi; Basidiomycota; Ustilaginomycetes; Ustilaginales
Product: Kelch-type beta propeller
Exons: 1
Coding region: 1-3441 (1146 amino acids)
Molecular function (GO): protein binding
Source: RefSeq, a predicted model, not a curated record